AUGUUUUUGGUGCAUGCCGUUCCAGCAGUAAUCUUGUUCGAUUCCGGGGCGUCCAACUCGUUCAUAUCCCUGGAACUCGUGAAGAAGUUGGGCCUAACCGAAGGUGUCGGGGUGAAGCUUAAUGUCAAAGUGGCAUCAGGAGAAGUUAAGGCUUGUGAUCGUCUCUUCAAAGACGUUAGGAUAGCCUUCGCCGGAGAAGAGUUUUCCAGUAAUCUAAUACAGUUCGGCCUGGACGGGGUAGAUGUGGUCCUGGGUAUGGACUGGCUAGGACGGUUCAGAACCCAGAUCUUGUGUGGUGAACAGAAUGUGGUUUUGAGAGGACCAAGUGGAAAGAGGGUGUCGUACAGAGGGUCAACAGAAGAACCAGGGAUCAAGUUAGUGUCCAUGAUGAAGAUCAAAAAGUACGUGGAGAAGGGCCACGAGAGCUUCUUGUGCUCAGUUGAAAACCUGGAGGCCAAAAGAGAUGUAGCUCAGACCAUACCUGUUGUAUUGAAUUCCUCGAUAUCUUCCCCGAGGAGAUUCCGGGAAUGCCUCCUCCAAGGGAAGUUAAAUUCUCAGUGGAUCUUAUUGUAA
Ipomoea nil (Japanese morning glory) is the source of this 573-nucleotide messenger RNA. RefSeq lists its product as uncharacterized. Bases 1 to 573 code for a protein of 190 amino acids. The record is from RefSeq and is a predicted model, not a curated record. NCBI's taxonomy places the organism in Eukaryota, Viridiplantae, Streptophyta, Magnoliopsida, Solanales, Convolvulaceae. The transcript has a single exon.